UCCCACUGGUCCCUAUCCAGUCGUGUCAACCAGGCUCGCCCAGCAUCACCGCCUUCUUCUUUCUAUUUUCUCUGUAUUUCCUCUUCCUCUAUCAUUGUUUUCCUUCCUUCUUGUGGUUUUUAUUUUUUCCAGCAUUUCUCAAACUCGCUGCGCAGCCAAUUCUUCCUCCGGUUAUUCCCAUUUUUUCCCUCCUAUCGACCAGAUGGUCUGCCGGUAGCCGCGCGAGCUGUGCUGUCGCAUCAAUCCUACCAGGAGGAGGAAAAAAAUCUAUCCACGACACCUUUAGUGUUGCUAAAUUAGCCAGGAAGCCUUGCUGUGAUCUUUUUCCAUGUCUGCCUGUUCCUGCGUGGAAGGAGCCUGCAGCCUGCUCAGCCUUUCUCCUCUUUAGCAUCUCCAGCAGGCUGCUGCUGUGGAGCUCCAUGCUCUGCUGCAUUCAUUUUCUGCAGACCGUGGCCUUAACCGUCUACGCCUGCCUGCGGUCGUCCUCCGACGCCGGCCUGCGUGGCCUCUGAGCUGGUUCCCCUCCUCAUUCUCCUCGCCGUCCCCCGCCAUUGCGUCCAGCUGUGGCCCUCACAGGGCGCGGUCGCUGGCUUUCACCUGACAGGUCCCUGGCCUCAGGACGACAGCCAGCAACAACACGUUCCCUACAUGAGGGACAAAGCGACGCAGACCCCCAGGGCCUGGGCAGAUGAGAGGAGGAGGGGCUCUCACAAACGCUCGGCCUCCUGUGGGAGCACCGACCAACUCAAGGAGAUUGCCAAAUUGCGUCAGCAGCUGCAGCGCAGCAAACGCAGCAGCCGCCACCGGAGGGACAAGGAUCGCAAGUCGCCGUUCAAUGGCAGCCACACCAUCAUUCAGUCACAGUCGCCUAUGCCCAAGACCAUUCUUAUACCAAUCCCUAUAUCCAAAUCCUCGGCUCCUCGCUUCCGCAACAGCGUGGAGGGCCUGAACCAGGAGAUCGAACGCAUCAUCAUCCGGGACACCCCCGAGAAGGAGGAGACCAUUGUGCCGCAGGAUGUCCCCGAUGGCCACCGCGCACCCCCGCCGGUCCCCCCCCAGCGCAGCAGCAGUACCCGCAGCAUCGACACGCAGACUCCAUCGGGCGGUGGCUUGAGUGGUAACCAUAGCAACUGCAGCAGCCGCCCAGACUCCAUCUCCCCCUCCUACCUCAGCGUCCUCAACGACACGGCGGGAGGCAGCCCCUACGAGGACAAAGAGCUAAGUCCGUGCUCCCCACUUCCCAAGUACGCCGCCUCUCCCAGACCCAACAACAGCUACAUGUUCAAGAGGGAACCGCCAGAGGGCUGCGAGAAGGUCCGAGUGUCUGAGGAGACCAUGCCCAAACCCCUGGAGGAGAUCCCUCCCUUCCUGUGUCCCGACCGCAACAAGGUCAACUUCAUCCCCAACAGCGGUUCCGCCUUCUGCCUCGUCAGCAUCCUCAAGCCCCUGCUUCCCGCCCCGGACCGCAACUUUCGCCCGGGGGUGGGCCUCCGCAGCCUGUCCCCGUCCCUGGUGCCUCUGUCCACCCAGCCCUAUCUCCUGGAGGAGCCUGAGAGCUUCUGACUGGCCCCUUGGCCUCGACCUCAACCCCCCCUCCAUUGGUUAAAUCAGAAAACAUUAUGGAAUCGAUCCUUUUGCUCCUGAAAAAAACAACAAAAAAAAGCCUUUAGCAUGCCAGCUAAGCUCUCUCUGAUGUCCUUCUUUUGUUGAAAAGCUCCUCCCACUGCCUCCUCCUCUGACGUAGGACUCCUGCCUCCCUGAGCAGGUGUUCGUAGCUCACAUUUCACCGCUUCCUUCGACCCUCAGCACCGCUUCUGUUCCUGUUCUUCUGGGAGGAAACGGCCGUAAGGACAGACUUUUCUCUUUUAUUUCAUCCUAUUAUACCAUGGCGCCUUUCCGCGGACAUAUCUCUUUUUCUAUUUAUGGUUGUUUGUCUUGAUAAGAAUUUUAUGCCUUCCAUUAUAAAGAAAAAAAAAAAAGAAAAAAAGGAGCCGCUGGUUUCCAUGGAGACCACCAGAUGGACCACAGAGGCUAACUUUGGUGCUGCCAGAUGUAUCGUAGCAUACCUUGGAGGGAUGUGAGAAGUUCAAAAAUGUGCCUGAUGUUUUAGACCGCAGUUUCCCCCGAACCGUCAUAAUGCUGUGAUCCUCGUUGAUCUUUAGCGUAAUUAUGAUCAUUGCACUAUGAAGGCCAUAGAUACAAGCAGUAAAAGGCAGAUAAAGUACAAACAGGAUAUCUUUAAAACACUCCUAGACCAAAUCUAGAUAUCUGUUUGCUAUUAUUUUAUCACCUUUGGGGUGUAUCUAUGGGAAACCCAGGCCAGGGCUAUGAUGUUUGACGCGUGUUCAACCUGUGUCUGCUUGCCCCCCCCACGCCCAGCCUUCCUAUGCGCCAGCCUUUGCUCACAGCGUCCAUUUUCCUCUCCACCACCAUCACCCUCCCCUUAUUUUCUCUAUCUUUUACCUUCUUUGUUGAGCUCCUCCUGUCUUGGUCAGCUUGUAUUGCUUUUCAAUGAAGGGUUCUGCACACGGAGAGGCUCGUCAGCCUAUGGUUCUAUACUAGACCAUUCAAUUAAACUGCUAAUCUCAGAAUCAUAAAGAAAACAAGUGUGGCUCAGCAGUGAAAAUUAAA
Messenger RNA from Cyprinodon tularosa, 2631 nucleotides. RefSeq names its product family with sequence similarity 117 member Ba (gene fam117ba). Lineage: Eukaryota; Metazoa; Chordata; Actinopteri; Cyprinodontiformes; Cyprinodontidae. The record is from RefSeq and is a predicted model, not a curated record. The transcript has 8 exons. The coding region runs from base 649 to 1563 and encodes 304 amino acids.